AUGGAUGACAAAGUGAAGCAACAUUAUCUGGCUGACUCGCCUCCCUCGGUAGUCCGCUUAGAAAUUAAGACACAUUUCGAUAAUCUAAAGGAUGCAAAGCUGCGUAAAUAUGCGCAUUAUAUGAGCCGCGCCGCUUUUGCAGGAACUCGAAUCACACUUCGGCAGGUUUCUCCAGAGUCAGAACCCAUCUAUGACCUCAUCGUUGAACUCCAUCGGACCUGCAAUGGAGACUGGAAUGAUCUUGCUCGGAGAUCGAAUGUCAGCGAUGAGCAUCUUCGCUACUUCCUGGAAUAUGCCGCGCAGUUUCUCGGCAACUGUGGCAACUAUAAGGGCUUUGGCGACUCUAAGUUUAUCCCCCGUUUGCCCGUUGAGGCCUUUCAAGCUUUAGCUUCUGCCUCCCCCAAGACAAAGGAGGCCUUCAGUCGGGCCAACAGCACAGGAGGUGGCAUCUAUGAGACAGAUGUACAAUCGCGUAUGCACUUGGGUUACGUAGAGGGAAAUCAUAUGACUACGUAUUAUCCUGAUUCGCCGUCAAUCACCAAAGAAGAAAUCACAGCCGUCGGUGACUUUUUGGAGCAGAAAGGGUUGCCGUUGGAGAAUACGCGACUGAAGAAAACUGAGACUGGGGACUUCGAACUUCUAAUCGCUUCCGGUGUUUCCUCACCCCCGGCACGGGACCGAGAUUUGGGCUAUGUCGAUAGCUUCGAUCUCGAUGGCAAGUUGAAGGGCCACAAGCUUCGCCUCGUCUUUGGCGAUCAUCGAGAGGAGAUGGCCAAGGUCGCGCACAGUAUCAAGCAGGCUUCUCUGCAUGCUGCCAACGACAAUCAGAAGCGGAUGCUGGAUGCCUACGCUCUCUCAUUUGGUUCUGGCUCCAUCGAGGCAUUCAAGGAAAGCCAGCGGAUCUGGGUAAAGGACCAGAAGCCAGUAUUGGAGACCAAUCUGGGUUUCGUCGAAACCUACAGGGACCCUCAUGGGGUGAGAGGAGAAUGGGAAGGAUUCGUUGCUCUGGUCAAUUUGGAGAGAACCCGCGCUUUCGGUAAGCUGGUUGACAGUGCUGAGACCAUGAUUCCUAAAUUACCGUGGAGUAAAGAGUUUGAGAAGGAUAAAUUUCUCAGCCCCGACUUCACGUCUCUUGAGGUGUUGAGCUUCCAAUGCUCUGGCCUCCCCGCUGGAAUCAAUCUUCCCAAUUAUGAUGACAUUCGGCAAACCCUUGGAUUCAAGAACGUUUCCCUUGGAAAUGUUCUCAGUGCUAAAGCACCCAACGAGCCCAUCCCAUUCAUACCCGAUAGAUACCUCAAAGUGUACAGCGAAAACCGUGAUGCUGCGUUUGAGGUUCAGGUUGGCAUUCAUGAGCUGCUUGGUCAUGGGACUGGAAAGCUACUGCAAGAGACGUCUCCUGGAGAAUAUAAUUUCGACAUUUCCAGCCCUCCUGUAAGUCCCGUGACUAACAAGCCUGUCACAACGUGGUACAAACCUGGCCAAACCUGGGGCUCCGUGUUCGGGGCUGUCUCUUCGUCUUAUGAGGAGUGUCGUGCAGAAUGCGUUGCAAUGGUGCUUAGUUGCGACUUUGAGAUUCUCAAGCUCUUUGGGUUUGGCGACGGCCAGGUGGACCUUACGAACGAUGCUGGUGAUGUUCUCUUCGCGGGUUACUUGUCGAUGGCUCGCGCCGGUUUGGUUGCGCUCGAAUUUUGGGAUCCCAAGACCCAGAAGUGGGGACAGGCUCACAUGCAGGCCCGCUACAGUAUCUUACGAACCUUCCUCGACGCUGGUGACGAUUUCGUCAAGCUUUCCUACAGCAAACCGGAUCUUUCAGAUCUAGAGAUUCACCUGGAUCGGUCGAAGAUUCUGUCACAUGGCCGGCCGGCUGUGGAGAAAUACCUGCAGAAGUUGCAUGUGUAUAAGAGCACUGCGGACUUCGACUCAGGCAAGAAGCUUUAUGAUGAGAUCACCUCCGUCGAUGCGUGGUGGGGUAAGGAAGUCCGCGAGGUGGUGCUGAAGAAUAAGGUUCCUCGCAAGAUCUUCGUCCAGGCGAACACCAUCCUCAACGGAGACGAGGUGACGCUCAAAGAGUACGAACCUACCCUCGAGGGUAUUAUCCAGAGUUACGUCGAGCGCGACGUUUAG
This is a messenger RNA of Aspergillus fijiensis CBS 313.89, 2124 nucleotides long. Its product is annotated as dipeptidyl-peptidase III. Gene Ontology annotation, biological process: proteolysis. Gene Ontology annotation, molecular function: metalloexopeptidase activity; dipeptidyl-peptidase activity. The coding region runs from base 1 to 2124 and encodes 707 amino acids. The transcript has 3 exons. The record is from RefSeq and is a predicted model, not a curated record. Gene Ontology annotation, cellular component: cytoplasm. NCBI's taxonomy places the organism in Eukaryota, Fungi, Ascomycota, Eurotiomycetes, Eurotiales, Aspergillaceae.